AUGUCGUACUCCCAGAUGUACCCCCAGUAUCAGGGCUUCUCGUACGACAGUCAACAGCAACAACCAUGGGACGAAGUCGACUUCACUACUCUGCCAACCUCUGGCAACAACUACAAGUCGAUAAAAGAACCUGGAUACUACGACGUCAAUGGUGUGCCCACAGAUAGCCAAAAUGCACCAUCACCGAACUAUUCGCAGUUUUUGAAUUUUGAUACUUCUGAUGUGGGCUCUUACUCGGUACCCAGCGAGGAUGUCCCAUCCGAGCCUUUCUUCAGAACUUCGCCCAAUCCGUUGAACAGUCCUCAACAGUCGACCAACUAUCCGGUGAAGAUUGAGCCAGAAUUGGUGCGGAAUGAUUCUCUCCCGUGCGGGUUGCCUGGAGACUGUACCCCCCCGAGAUGUGGACCCGAACCGACCUGUUUGCAAUUAACCAGUCUUCCCGAGAUUGAAGAAUGCAAUCCGGCGCCAUUUCUGCCCACCGGCACAACUUCGUACGCCGAUCAAAAUACAAGCUAUUCCAGGAGAUUUUCCAGGACAAGCUUGAGCGAUUCUGGCCCAGCGACCAAGCCCAAGGUCGAACGAGAGAAGAAACCGCGAAAUAAACGCGGACACAAAGGCUCCUCGAGUGAAGACGAAUCAGCACAUAUCCGAGCCAAACAAGCUCACUCGGUUGUCGAAAGGAGAUAUCGCGACAAUCUCAAUGGAAAGAUUAUGCAGCUGCAUCGCGCUCUGGUCGCAACCGAAUCGACGUCGCGGCUCACUGGCGUGUCAACGCACGAUUUCUUUGCCUCACGAGAACACCGAGGCAAGGUUCGAAAAUCUGAUGUCAUGACGGAUGCGAUGAAUUAUGUGCAUCAAUCCGAAGUGGAGAUUCGACACAUGUCCGACGAAAUCAAUCGCUUGAAUGAGCGCGUCCGAGCUCUAGAGAAGCUUGUGAAAUGUGAAGAUUGCUCUCUCCUCAAACAAAUGGUACGACUACAGCUUCAACAGCAUCAGCCUCAACAGCACCAACCUCAGUGUCCGUGA
Molecule: messenger RNA, 1026 nt
Organism: Rhinocladiella mackenziei CBS 650.93
Lineage: Eukaryota; Fungi; Ascomycota; Eurotiomycetes; Chaetothyriales; Herpotrichiellaceae
Exons: 2
Coding region: 1-1026 (341 amino acids)
Molecular function (GO): protein dimerization activity
Source: RefSeq, a predicted model, not a curated record